AUGCUUAGACCGCGACGUAACCAGAAGAGCAGCAGCAACCCGAGAUGGUCUCAAGACGCGGCGAGGGAGGGCGAGGAGGCGCGGCAGCAGGCGGUGGCAUGGCAACAGCGGUGUGCGAUGGUGCAGGAGGAGCUGCAGCAGCGCCGCAGCGAGGCAGGCUUCCUCACAGGCGAGGUCUCCCGCCUCCGCACGCUGCUGCAGGUGGGUUGGGUUGAAGGGGGGGGGUCGUUGGCGUUGGUAGGAGUCUGGCGAGCAGGGGGAUCCGGAACAGCAGGGGCUGCAGGGAGAAGCAAUGGGGACAACGACAGGGAAGCAUGCGCGCAGGGAGAGGAGGAGGGGCAGGGAUGGGCGGAGCCCGAGGGAGGCACAACAGGGGGCAUGUGUGCGGAUGGGUCAAUGAGCUUGCUAGGUGCUUCCUCUAGCAGCGCCCAUGCCUUGCAAAGUGGGUUCGGGGAGCCAGGCGAGGGCGGUGGGGACAGGGGCGGAGUCAGUAGGGGGUCUGGAGGAGCUGGGGAAUGGAGAGAGGGGGAUUUGGAAAGAGGAGCAUCAGUGGGUGUGGGUGUAGGAGCAGGUGGGAGGGCUUUAGGGAGGGGCGAGCAGGCAGGGGCGGGAGGGGGAGAUGGGGCGGAGGGAGGGGAGGGGGUUGGGGGGGAGGAUAGGGCAGCAUCUGUUGCAGGUAGCGUGGAGGGUGGGAGGGCGGAAUGGGACGGGGAUACUGGUGGUAGUGUUGCUGGUGGUGGGAGGAAUGGAGGCGAGGCAACGCCAGCAGCAGUAGGAGGAUCGAUAGCAGCAGGAGGAGGAGUGUGUGAGAGGUGUGGGAGGGGGAAUGGGGGGAGUGGAUCGUCCAGGAGCCAUGAUGCAGAAGAGGCUGCUAUGCUGAGAUUCGAGCACCACCAACUUGCAUUGCAUUCCGUCACCAUGACCUGCAUGAACUGCCUCUUCUGCUUCAACCCCUCGUCGUUGACGCUCCGAGCUUGUCGUUCAACGAGCCAUGUCCCUUCCGGCGGCGCGACUGAUGGAGUCGAUGGCAGCCAUGGAGGCGGAGAGGAGAAUAGUAGCCGGCAUGUUUGCGCCAUGCUUCGCGGCGCGGCUGAUGGAGUGGAUGGCAGCGAUGGAGGCGGAGAGGAGAGCAACCAUCAUGCGGCGCGGCUGAUGGAGUCGAUGGCAGCCAUGGAGGCGGAGAGGCAGCAGCUGCGCAUAGCGGUGCGCGACCGGGACGAGGUGGUCCGGCGCGUGGAGAGGGACGCGCAGGAGCUCCGAUACGCCAACGAGGAGGAGCUCCGAUACGCCAACAAGGAGGUGAGGGUGGAGGGUCCGCUGCUCUGCGCUUCUUUCCCUGCGGCUCCUUGCCCGGUUUCUUCACUCUGGCUUCUCGCUUCGCCUCCUGUGCGCUCCUCAUGGCACCCCAGAACAUGCCGCACGCCAACCGCUUCGCUAUAA
Closterium sp. Naga37s-1 is the source of this 1440-nucleotide messenger RNA. NCBI's taxonomy places the organism in Eukaryota, Viridiplantae, Streptophyta, Zygnematophyceae, Desmidiales, Closteriaceae. The record is from the annotation of a GenBank genome assembly.